Messenger RNA from Zingiber officinale, 1092 nucleotides. Its product is annotated as NADH dehydrogenase [ubiquinone] 1 alpha subcomplex assembly factor 2. Gene Ontology annotation, cellular component: membrane. The record is from RefSeq and is a predicted model, not a curated record. NCBI's taxonomy places the organism in Eukaryota, Viridiplantae, Streptophyta, Magnoliopsida, Zingiberales, Zingiberaceae. The transcript is spliced from 8 exons. Gene Ontology annotation, biological process: response to oxidative stress; mitochondrial respiratory chain complex I assembly. The coding region runs from base 114 to 626 and encodes 170 amino acids.
UGUUCAAGCGCGAGGCUCAUUUGGGUGGGAAUUUUGCCGAACAGAACGCCCGCAUCGUUUCCACCCUACUCUCCUCUCCUUUUUUUUCUUCUAAUUUGGUCGCCCAAAAGCAGAUGUCGAAGCUCUUCUCCAAAUUCCUGGGGUUUUUCAGCUCCCGAAAGUUGGUCGGCGUCGACAAGGCCGGUAAUCGCUACUUCACCCGCGCGGAGGAGAUCGACGGGAUCGUGAAGGAGAAAAGAUGGGUUAUUUUCAAAGAUGAGGCAGAGCCCACAUCCAUUCCAGUUGAGUGGAUCUGCUGGUUGAAUGGCCAAAGGAAGAUAGCUCCAACUCCAGAGGAAUUGGUUGAAUUGGAGACAAGGCGUGCACUUAUUAAACAAAAUGUUGCACUUCUGAAGAAGAAAGAGGAAGAAGAAAGAAAAUCUGGUGUUCUUCCAAGAAAGACAAUAGGUAAAGAUGGAUCUCCCGACCUUAAAAGUUUCAUUCAGCAAUUCCCAGAAGCUUCUUUUGCUCAAAGAAGCGAGGAACCCUCAGACACACAGGAUUCUUCAAAUAGAGAAGAAAGGUCUUCAGAGCCAACAGGAUCUGGCCCAACUUAUCAACCUGGAACAUGGCAACCACCGUCAUGAAAGUCGGUUAAGUCAAUCUACAUAUUCAAGCCAUUUAACAGAAAUAAUCAAAUUGGCAGAGGAAACUGGAGUCCAGCUUUGCUUAAUCCCCACGAGAUGUUUUGUUCCAACAUGGUAUUUUGAUAGUGUUCUUGUGACGCCUCAGCUAAACACUGCCAUUCUCGAUCAGUUCAUGGUCCCUCACAUCAGAUACCCCAACUACGUGGGCUUGUCAUGGAUUUUGCUCUAUUUUUCAGCUUCCAAAGAGUCCAAUUUGCAAAAAGAACUGUGUUCAUCCAUCGUACGUUGAUUUGCAAAACUUGUUUGCUCGUUUAUCAUGGCACCAGCAGAAACAUUCAAUUAGUUGAAUUGUUCAUCUUCGGGAAAAAAAGUGUUGCCAUUUCACAUCGGAGCGAUGCAGUUUUGAGAUGUGUGAACUCUGAUAUGAAUUUUAAAUUUUAGUGAUUUAGUUAAUUAGAUAAAAUAA